Molecule: messenger RNA, 2355 nt
Organism: Acanthopagrus latus (yellowfin seabream)
Lineage: Eukaryota; Metazoa; Chordata; Actinopteri; Spariformes; Sparidae
Gene: capgb
Product: capping protein (actin filament), gelsolin-like b
Exons: 10
Coding region: 120-1154 (344 amino acids)
Biological process (GO): actin polymerization or depolymerization; actin filament severing; barbed-end actin filament capping
Cellular component (GO): actin cytoskeleton; cytoplasm
Molecular function (GO): phosphatidylinositol-4,5-bisphosphate binding; actin filament binding
Source: RefSeq, a predicted model, not a curated record
ACUCUGGGGAGAGGACACAGAAAAGUUUGGAUGCAUCUGCGUCCUCAGAAGACACAGCUCAGUGCUUAACUAAAAAAAAAAGACGUGUUGUCACCCCGCCACCAGCUCACUCUCUAAGUAUGCUCCACUUCAGGGCAGCGCCAGGUCAGUUCGGCCCGGAGGUCCGGGAGCCGGGCCUCCGGGUGUGGAGGGUGGAGAAGAUGAAGGCCGUGCAGCUGGACCCCUCCGAGGUGGGGGCCUUUUUUAACGGGGACUCCUACCUGGUGCUGGAGAACCGCGGUCAGGAGGGAGCCGACCUCCACAUGUGGAUAGGUGAGAAGUCGUCUCGGGAUGAGCAGGUGGCGUGUGCCAUGCUGGCCACCCAGCUGGACAACUUCCUGGGAGGCGACCCCAUUCAGCACCGGCAGGUUCAGGGCUACGAGUCCCCGGAGUUCAUGAAUCUGUUCCCCAGAGGAGUCAGCUACAAGGAGGGUGGCGUGGAGUCGGGCUUCAGGAGGCCUCAGGGCGGCGGGACGGUGCACAGGUUGUACCAGAUCAAAGGGAAACGCAACAUCCGUGCCAAGGAGGUCGAGCUGUCCUGGAGCAGCUUCAACAAGGGAGACUGCUUCAUCCUCGACCUCGGAGAAACCAUCGUGUCGUGGAUCGGCUCGCAGUCCAACAUCUUCGAGAAGCAGAAAGUGCGCGAGAUCGCCUCGCUGAUCCGUGACACCGACCGACACGGUAAAGCCAAAAUCGUGGACACCGGCGAGGGGGAGGAGCCAGAGGAGAUGCUCAAGGUCCUGGGGAAGAUGCCAGAGCUGGCAGAGAGCACGCCAGAGGAGGACAGCAAAGCAGACGCUUCCAACUCUGCCUGCCUCUACAAGGUGUCUGAUGCGACGGGUUCUAUGACGACGACCAAAGUGUCGGAGAAGAGCCCGUUUGGCAAGGAGCUGCUGGUCCGCGACGACUGCUUCAUCCUGGACAACGGCGCCAACGGAAAGAUCUUCGUCUGGAAAGGUAACGGAGCAAAUGCCCAGGAGAAGGACGUGGCCAUACACAUGGCGGAUACCUUCAUCGACCAGAUGAAGUACCCCAGGAUGAAAACACAGGUGGAGAUCCUGCCACAGGGGAAGGAAACCAUCAUCUUCAAGCAGUUCUUCAAGAACUGGAACUAAACACUUCCUGGGAACGUUUGACCAGUCCUGCCCUGGAGCAGAAGCUGCACAUUCAGCGUCUGAUGCAAGAUACAUUUCUUUUUUUUUUUUUUUUUAUAAGCAUUUACUUGUAUGUACAUAUUUGUAAGGUACCGUGCUGAUGGAGAACACUGUAGCCUGUUCUGGACUUAGAAUCAGAGAUGUGAUGCCACUUUUAUAUAUACAAGUUUCCUCUAGUGAGAUUACAAAGAUAUGAAGAGAUAUAAAAAGUACUUUAGGUCAUGAGUUCGGAUUUUUUUUUUUUUUUUUUUUUUACAUUCGUCCUAGUGUCAGACUGCAUUUGAGAAAUAAACCUUACAAACUGUUACUUGUAGAUGAAGUUGUUUUGAUUUGUUUUCCCUGUCGAAAGUUCGCACUGAUGUGUCAGGAAGAUGAUCUUUACAUAACAUACAUUUAAACUCUGCCCUUUCCGUUGCCAGGGCCAGGAACCAUAACACUGAACUGUCACGGUCAUCAUCAGUGUUAUCAGCAGGGGGAAUUUAACCAUGUAGAUUAUAUAACGUUAAAUGAUGCACAGGAAACUUAUGUAAGAGUUUAAGCCACUUUAAUUGUAUGUUACAUAGUACUCAGCAAUACAAUUCAAAGAGAACUUUUGCCCUUUUUAAUCCACGGAAAGUCAUUUUCAGUCGAAACAUGUAAUCACUAUACGAAAUAUGUAGCGCAAUAUGGUAACAGCUCAUAAUAACCAUCAUGAAUGGAAUCAUUUAUAGUUUAUUCAAUUAAUUAGUUACUUAACUGUAAACAAACAGUGAAAUUCAGUUAGUUACUGAACAGUCUGGAUUAAAAAAAAAGUCAUCUGCGUCUUCAUUAAAGGUGCAAUAUUAAGGAUUUUUGUCAAAACGUUCCAAAAUGAACCCAAAUCCUCAAAAGAUUGUAAAGAAAUGACAGUUUUAACCAAAUUGUGUUGCAGAGAUAUUUAAAGCUGAGAGCUGUUAAAUGCUGGGAGUUAGCAGGUUUUGUCUGCUUCAGAACCUGAUUUCACUAAAGCAGAAGGGUAUUCUGGAGGAUAUUCUGAAAGUCAGGGACCAUCUUUUAGAGAUUCAACUUUUCUUUCAAACUGUUACUGUUAUCAUUUGUAAUGAAAAAAAUGUCAUAACAUUCAAAACGAAUGCAAAAUAGAAGUAUUUUAACAAAUGACCCAAUUAUAUCUGAAAACACGUCA